UACUGAAGUAGUACUACAAGUACUUAGUACCGUGUCCGUGUUAGUGUAGUUUUUUUUUUUUAUUUAAAUUAAAAGAGUGCUGGCGAGAUGAGGGGUAUCUUCUCGUUCUUGCUCUCCUCUUUCCUGAUGUACGCGGCGGCUGAUGAGAAGACCAGGAAUGACACAAACAUCGUUGACUUCCUCGGCCAGGGAAUUCAAAAGGAAAUCCAGACUGCCAAACAACCGAUUGACGAAACCAUCGCCUAUGUAGGAUCGUCACAAUGUAAGCACGUUAAGAAAUUACUGGGGGUUUCGUAUGAGCAGUUGCAGGGGGAGAAUGAACCAGACCUGAACAGCCUUAUCCUUUACUACAAAACCAAGGCAAAUACAACGAUCAUCAAUAUAACAGUGGCGGCGGAAACGCUGCGUCAGGCUCGGAGCUUCGAACCUGAUGACAAGCUAAUCAUCUUUGUGCACGGGUUCACGGACGAUCCCACUAAAGAAAGCUUCACGGAAAUCAGUCGCUCAUUUAUUGAAAAUGGCCACGUCAGUUCCAUAGCACUGGACGGCAGUUCACUGAUCCGCUGGCUGUACCUGCGCUCCACGACUUACGUGCGCUUCAUGGGACAAAAGCUUGGAGCAGUCUUAGCUUCCAUGGUAUAUCAGGGUCAAGACCCGGCAAAAAUCCACAUAAUCGGGCACAGCCUGGGAGCACACAUAUCCGGGUUCGCUGGGAAAACCUUCAACGAAUUGACCGGGAAGCUGGUCGGUAGGAUCUCCGGCCUGGACCCGGCUGGGCCUUGCUUCAGCCACGUCGAACCGGACUGCCGGCUGAUACACACUGACGCGGCCUUCGUGGACGUCAUACACACCGAUGCCGGCGUGUAUGGAAUUAAAGAUAUAGUUGGUCACGCGGACUACUUCCCAAACAGCGGCACCUUGCAGCCGAACUGCCUGCUGCAGACGUGCUCACACUCUCGCGCGUGGCAGAUGUUCGGCGAGUCCGUGGUCACCAGGGACGCCUUCCCCGCGGUCAAGUGCAAGGACUGGGACGCGUUCAAGAGCGGAAACUGUUUGAACGAAAUUAGCUACAUGGGUUACGGAGCCAAGCCUGAUGCCCGCGGACAGUACUUCCUGCAGACGGGCGGGAAGUUUCCGUACGGCCUGGGGAAGAGCGGCAUCAAGUACAGGAACACGGACGGAAUAGUCAAGAACAUUGGGGACAUCUUCGGAUAAAAUCAUACUUCAAUAUAAGUCUAUUCUAGUAGGAUCCUUGUUGCUUGUUUUAAACACAAUGCCACUCCUUUGUACAGGUUGCCACAUUACAUAGUAAAUUAAAUAAUUAAUACAUAGUUUUAAUAAAUUAAACUUUAUUCUUUAAGGUUAAUGAUAGUUCAAGCAUUAUUUUGUUAAGAGCAAAGUUCAUUUCUAGUCUUUAAUAUUGACAAUUAUUUUAUUGAACCAAUGUAUGAUUAUUGAAGGUAAACUAUAAAUAUAAACGAAUCAAAGAACUAGUGUUAUCUAGAUUUGCCCGAGUGAGUGUUAAUCUUUUGAAAUAAAAGUCUCAUAAAAACAAAGCAUCUUUAUUGUAAUAUCUGUUACUUCAUAACUUCGUUAAAUAUCAAAUAAUACGGAGCUGGGGACUCUUACAAAAAUAAACAUCUUCAAUAAAUAUAAAAUUAUAACGCAAGACGUGUUACGUACAGUCGACAUAAAAACACUUUUCAUUGAUAGUAGGAACGUUAUCUGAUAGUUAUGUAUCAAAAUUGACAAUUUACAUUUAUACAAUGAAAUGUUUAUAAGCUAUAGAAUUAAUUAAGACAAAUACUCCUACUACCAAAAAAAGUAAAAAUAAUCACAAAAUGUGAUAUCAGAUGUAUUUUGCUGCUGACUGUACUUACAAUUGUUAAAUUCGCACUGAGAAUUUUAAUAUAAUUAUUUUAAACCAUCGAUACGCGUAUAAAGAACUCACAAUAAAAUAUAAUGUCAUAUAAUUAAAAAAAUAAUAAUAAUAGUAAGAGAAAUUACACAUCAUUCUGAUUCACAAUCAGAUUUAAACUUAAAUGUAAUACAAAAAGUUACAUCUAGCGUAAGAAAUAUAUUAAUUAUAAUUGUACAUCAGUGUCUUAGUUUAGUCUGUGGGCGGCUACAGAUUAAAAAUAUUAAAAAUGUAAAACGUAACAUGCAAUCUACACUGUAUCGAGUCUAAUGUUUUAAAUUAAUUGUACAUUUUUAUUUUAUAAUAAAAAUGACAUCUAUAUAAUAAAUACUACAUAAAUAAUUCCUACGUGUUUAUUAAAAAAUCUACUGUUUAUGAUUCUGAGCCCACAGAUAAUACACACACUCUUAUUUUAGAGGAAAAAAAUAAAAUAAAAAUAAUCUAUGGGAUUUUAUUUCUAAAUUGAAAUAAACCAGGUAUAUUGGAAUGUACCGGAUAUAUAAAAAAAAUGUUGAUGCGAUGAAUUAUAUAUUUAUAUAUGUAUAUUAUACGAUCGACUUUUAAGAGAACAUUUAGACGUAGCUUAAAAUGUUUUGAGACGAAAUGACGAAUCGCAUAAUAAAUAAGUUUUGUGCUUGUGAUUACAACGAAAUGCUCGCCUGGCCUUAGUAAUAAUUGUGAAGACCCUUAACGUCACUGUAAGCUGUUCAGCUUCAACGUAACCGACUAAUAUUAUAGACUAGCUGCAUGGUGCUGCUUGUAGAUUAAACGCAGAAAAUUAAUUAAAGUACAGGCAACAAAACAAUUACAAAAAAAUGUUUAAAAUUUUAAUUGAUACUUUAUAUGAUCUUUGAAUGACUUGUUGUAAGUAUGUACGUAUGUCCAUACGGUCAAUUUUCCAACAGUACGUAUAUAUAGUUUUUGUAGAAGAACCAGUAACAAAUCUAUAAUUUUAUGGUUACAUUGCACAAGCCGCUUUAAGAAAAGCCAAGUAUCCCCGUUGCCAGCUUUAAAUAUUUAAAAAAAUACGGCACUAACACACAAGACAUAGAAUUACAUUACUAAAUAGCACCUAAAUGGUGUAAUAUUAGAAAUAGUUAUAGCAACAUGUCGUAAAUAAUUAUAUUUUAUAAUUUUUUAAUUAUUUAGGUCCCGAUUGCACAUACAAACCCAACAUUCCCGCCAAUAUUUUAAUCAAUUUCAUUUUAACAUGUAUAACAACUCACAUAGACAUAUAAUAUGCUCUUAUAAUUUAUAUUAUAU
Vanessa tameamea is the source of this 3181-nucleotide messenger RNA. RefSeq names its product phospholipase A1 VesT1.02-like. The record is from RefSeq and is a predicted model, not a curated record. Gene Ontology annotation, biological process: lipid catabolic process. Gene Ontology annotation, molecular function: lipase activity. NCBI's taxonomy places the organism in Eukaryota, Metazoa, Arthropoda, Insecta, Lepidoptera, Nymphalidae. The coding region runs from base 88 to 1215 and encodes 375 amino acids. The transcript has 8 exons.